AUGGAAAGCCUGAGUUUACCGGGGCCACUCAUUUUCAAGAGGUCGCAGGUCGCUUUUGUAUUUUACAAUAUUAAUGGAGACGGUUACACGGUAAAUCCCUUUGGCGGUGAUGAUCAUACAUAUUCUAGGAAAGCUCGAGCUCUUGCCAAAGAAAUUUCGUCUAUGUGGAUCAACUUCAUUGUUGACCAAAAUCCCAACGGAUAUCAACAUCAGAGCCGCGAGAGUGGUAGGUGGCCCACGUUCGACCCUACAGAUGGCGGAGGCGCGGGUCGUGGUAUUGUCUUCGAGCUGGACCAUUUGUCGGUUGAAUUAGAUGAUUGGAGAGCAGAGGGUAUAAAUUGGUUAAUUCAGAACGACCUUGCGCUCAUCGGAAACUAA
This is a messenger RNA of Pochonia chlamydosporia 170, 378 nucleotides long. RefSeq lists its product as hypothetical. The transcript has 2 exons. The coding region runs from base 1 to 378 and encodes 125 amino acids. The record is from RefSeq and is a predicted model, not a curated record. NCBI's taxonomy places the organism in Eukaryota, Fungi, Ascomycota, Sordariomycetes, Hypocreales, Clavicipitaceae.